Messenger RNA from Sorex fumeus (smoky shrew), 408 nucleotides. RefSeq names its product lithostathine-like. Lineage: Eukaryota; Metazoa; Chordata; Mammalia; Eulipotyphla; Soricidae. The record is from RefSeq and is a predicted model, not a curated record. Gene Ontology annotation, molecular function: oligosaccharide binding; peptidoglycan binding; signaling receptor activity. The transcript has 4 exons. Bases 1 to 408 code for a protein of 135 amino acids. Gene Ontology annotation, biological process: positive regulation of cell population proliferation; response to peptide hormone; venom-mediated disruption of cell wall in another organism.
AUGACCACUGUUGCUUGGAUGGUGCUCGCCUGCCUGGUGCUCCAAGCCCGGGUGAAAGGGGAAGACCUGCAGAAUGAAGAGCUGUCUCCAAAAGUCAGGUGCCCCAAAGGCUCCACGGCCUAUGGCCACCACUGUUAUGCCUUUUUCAAGACAGAAAAAUCCUGGAUGGAUGCGCAUACGGAAUGCCAGAAACGUCGCAAUGGACACCUCGUGUCUGUGCUCACUCAGUCUGAGGGCUACUUCGUGAGCUCCCUCAUCAAGAACAGUGGGGCAGCACCCCCUCUUGUCUGGAUUGGUCUCCAUGACAGCACAGAGGUGAGAUUACAUCUUCUGUUCACGGGCUAUGAAAAAUGGCAAAAUUAUGACUGUUGGAUUGUAAUGCCGUACGUCUGCAAGUUUGAGAGCUAA